GGGUAGGCCGUUGCGAAGGGCAGCCUAUAGACUACCUAGAGGUUAUAUAAAAUAUAUAGUCCAGGAGGAAUUGUAUUCGUUCAUAUUUGAGGAGGCAUUUUUCUUAUCUUCUCGUGUGCACCUAUACUCAUUUCUACUCUCCAAGGCAAAUAGGCUCCUGUAAACCGGUUGGACGUUGCAUGCUGUAUUGACUGGCUCGCAGUAGCCUAGUAUUACUCGUUGGUUUUCAUAAUCUCCCAGAUUGCCGGCUGGUACUGCAGUCGAUGCUGCAGUUGUAGGCUCUUGCACCGGGCUGUGUGCUGCGACAGCAGACUCAAUGAGAAAGGAAUGCUUGCCUUCGUUCUGAUCUCUGGGUCUAUCUGGAUUAUAUUAGAGCUGAGUUCCACCCUGAUGGAGAGGAUGCAGACCCAGGAGCUGCAGAGCAGUCUACAGCUGCCAGAGCUGGAUGAGUUAAACCAGUUCUUCCGCUCCCUGCCCAUCUCCACACUGGUGGGCAUCGGUGCCCUGACCGCUGUGCUGGCCUACUGGCUGGCCACACGGCCACGUGCCAUCUCUCCUCCCUGCAAUCUCCAACACCAGUCUGAAGAAGUGGCGCAUGAAGAUGGGGUUCGCAGGUCCAUGCUGGGGGACAGCCCCAAUAAUCUGCUGACACACUACCACGAGGAUGCCAAAACCAUGUAUGAGGUGUUCCAGAGAGGCCUCCACAUAGCCGGUGAUGGACCUUGCUUAGGCUCCCGGCUACCCGAAAAGCCUUACAAGUGGCUGUCCUAUAAAGAGGUCACAACCCGGGCGGAGUACUUAGGGUCGGGGCUGCUGAGCCAGGGCUGCACGCCGUGCCCAGAUCAGUUCAUCGGAGUGUUUGCACAGAACAGGCCAGAGUGGAUCAUUUCGGAGCUGGCCUGCUACACCUACUCUAUGGUGGUGGUGCCUCUGUAUGACACACUAGGGCCUGAUGCCAUACGCUACAUCAUCAACACUGCGGACAUCGUCACAGUAAUCUGUGACAAGCCUGAGAAGGCCCAGGUGCUUUUGGGUAACGUGGAGAGGCAGGAGACCCCUGGGCUGAAGAGAAUCAUCCUGAUGGACCCCUUUGAUCCUGCCCUGCUGGAGGAGGGGGCGGGCUGCGGGGUCAUCGUCCAGUCCAUGCAAGAUGUGGAGGAUCUGGGCAGAGAGAACCACAGAAAGCCCCUGCCACCUACACCAGAAGAUCUGUCCAUCGUGUGCUUCACCAGUGGUACCACAGGAAACCCAAAGGGAGUCAUGCUGACACACGGGAAUGUUGUGGCUGAUUUCUCAGGCUUCCUCAAAGUGACAGAUAAAGUAAUAUUCCCAAACCAAGACGACGUUCUUAUCUCCUUCCUGCCUCUGGCGCACAUGUUUGAAAGACUCAUCCAGUCUGUGGUGUAUUGUCACGGUGGCCGGAUCGGUUUCUUCCAAGGCGACAUCCGCCUGUUGUCUGAUGACAUGAAGGCCUUACGGCCCACCAUCUUCCCUGUGGUACCUCGACUGCUCAACCGCAUGUACGACAAGAUAUUCAGCCAGGCCAACACCCCAUUGAAGCGUUGGCUGCUGAACUUUGCAGCUAAGAGAAAAGGGGCAGAGGUCAGCAGGGGGAUCAUCCGCAUGGACAGCCUGUGGGAUAAGAUAUUCUUCAGUAAGAUACAGGCCAGCCUGGGUGGGAGGUUACGCAUGAUUGUAACUGGAGCUGCGCCGGCCUCCCCCACUGUACUGGGGUUUCUCAGGGCUGCACUGGGUUGUCAGGUGUAUGAGGCGUAUGGCCAGACAGAGUGUACUGCUGGUUGUACUUUCACCACUCCUGGAGACUGGACCUCAGGUCAUGUGGGGGCACCAUUGCCAUGUAACCUCAUCAAGCUGGUGGAUGUGGCUGAGAAGAACUACUUUGCACGCAAGGGAGAAGGAGAGGUGUGUGUGAAAGGACCCAAUGUUUUCAAGGGCUACCUCAAAGACCCUGAGAGGACUGCUGAAACCCUGGACACAGAUGGUUGGCUCCACACCGGAGACAUAGGGAGAUGGUUACCUAACGGUACACUGAAGAUCAUUGACAGGAAGAAGCACAUCUUUAAGCUGGCCCAGGGAGAGUACAUCUCCCCUGAGAAGAUAGAGAACAUUUACAUCCGCUGUGAGCCUGUGACCCAGCUCUACGUCCAUGGUGACAGCCUACAGUCCUGUCUGGUUGCCAUAGUUGUUCCUGACCCAGAGACAAUGCCUGCAUGGGCCCUGAAGAAAGGCAUGGAGGGGAGCUAUCGGGACCUCUGUAAAAAUACUGUUCUGAAGAAAGCCAUCAUGGAAGACUUGCAGAGACUGGGCAAGGCCAGUGGCCUCCACUCGUUUGAGCAGGUGAAAAACAUCCACAUCCACAACGAGCAGUUCUCCAUACAGAAUGGCCUGUUGACUCCCACACUAAAAGCGAAGAGACCCGAGCUGAGGGAGUUUUUCAAGGAGAAGAUUGAAGACCUGUACGAAAAACAUCUCCAUGUGAAACACUACCACAGAAUAAACAUUUCUCAGUAACAUCAGUCCUCAUUUAACAUUUGUCAUUCACUCCCCUUCACCCCCAUCCAACCACAAAACAGACUCAAACCAACCAAACAAGUUACUGACCGUGGGUCAGGAAGGAAGUAUCAACUUAGCUCUUUGGACCCCCACUGACCAAGUUCUGUCUGCUGCUCCAGGGCAGCCUAGCAGUGUGUUGGGCCAGUAACCGAAAGGUUGCUGGUUUGAAUACCUGAGCCGACAAGGUGAAACAUCUGUUGAUGUGCCCUUGAGCAAGGCACUUAACCUUAAUUUACUCCAGGGGCGCCGUACUACUAUGGCUGACCCGGUGAAACAACACAUUUCACCUACAGUACUCGGUAUAUGUGACAAUACAUCUGUAUUAUUUUUUUCCAAUGUAGAGCUAAAACCAAAUCAGCCUCAUCUCUUAUCUUGAAACGCCAGCAACAGACAGUCAACAUAGCCUGCAUGCUCCUCUUUCUUUUGUAGGCCUAUCAAAACAUUACAAAAAAAUGAUGCAAUCUUUAAGUUUUUCUCCAUGUUGUGCUCAGAGAAUUUGCCUGGUAAGAACAUACCGACCUCAAAUAAGGGCAUUGCAUGCAGUGUGCCCUGCAUUGCUGGGACCGUUGUUACAGGAGACUUCAAAAUGAGUCCUGGGCUUUAAAGGCAGUCAACAGGGGUGUAAAAACGUUUUGUCUGUUGCAAAACCUUUUCCAACAAAAACAGCUUAAUCAAAACGUAAAACAUUUUUUCAACAAAAACUAGAGUUUUAUUGGACAAAUUCAGGUAGGCCCCUCCCGUUCCAUUUGUUCUGUUUGCUUCCAUUUGGUUCCUAGAGUAAAUGGUAAACGCUUUCCAUGCAAGGCAAAACGUUUUGCAACGGAAUCCGACUAAUGAAUACACCCUGGUAUACCAACACCGUCAACCGUCAUACUGCAAGGCUUUUUCAUGUAGUCGAGAUCGACAAGCUCCACUCAUUGACGGAGGUUAAAACAAAAUGGACUGUGAAAAUGUGGGUUUAUGUAGUACAAAUGUAUAGGCUUUUGAGUUCAUUUCAGUCCCAAAUUAUUACUAUGUGGAUGUACAUAUUAAGGACAACUAGACAUAAGCAUAUUUAAGCAGUGGUUUGAAUGGAUUGUUUUGCGUGUAGUGAGAUGAAUUGUAACUUUAUUUAAUCUGUUGUCAAAUGGAAUCAGCACCAUAUCCUUGUAUUGAAUGAGUGCAGCAACAGGGAUUAGGGGUUGGGAUGGGACAUAGAAAAAUAAAAUACAUUCUGGAAUCAUUUUAA
This is a messenger RNA of Oncorhynchus nerka (sockeye salmon), 3802 nucleotides long. Its product is annotated as long-chain-fatty-acid--CoA ligase 6-like. The coding region runs from base 328 to 2532 and encodes 734 amino acids. The record is from RefSeq and is a predicted model, not a curated record. Lineage: Eukaryota; Metazoa; Chordata; Actinopteri; Salmoniformes; Salmonidae. The transcript is spliced from 21 exons. Gene Ontology annotation, biological process: long-chain fatty acid metabolic process. Gene Ontology annotation, molecular function: long-chain fatty acid-CoA ligase activity. Gene Ontology annotation, cellular component: endoplasmic reticulum; membrane.